ACCUGCCAGGACUGCCUAGCCUCUCCCUCAUGCCCCUGAAGAGCCCAAUCCAUACACUGUGGAUGACAUUGCUGUCAUUAGAAAAUCUUGUCCUAGAACACCCUGGCUGGUUUGGUUACAGCUCGUGGCAGCUCUUCUCCCUUGGGUCAUGUUCAUCUCCCGGCACCUGCUGUGCACCUGGCUCUGGUGGGACGGCUGAGGAUGGGGCCCCAGCACUGUCCAGGCCUGUUGGGGCCUGGCUGGGAGUCCUAUGGGUGGCGUGGAGGUGCGGCUGGGCUUCCUGUCACCGGGCACCCUCUGGCAUUAUUGCUUGCCUUGUGCCCCAGCCCUUUCCUGCCCUCUUCCUUCCUCUGUUUCCUUGGGGCUACCCCUUGGGCCCUCCUGGUCUGUGCAAACUCCCUCAGGGAGCUUCCUUGCCCUGUAGCCCUCACUUGACUUCCUGGCGAGCUGUCGAGCCCAUCCAGAGGUUGUUUGAGCUCAGUGGGGCAGCUUGUCUCCCUUGGCAUCAGGGAUAUAAGGGUUGGGUUCAGCCAUACAAGAGUGGCCAGGCCCUCAAUCCCAGACUGUCCCAGGCACUGGGCUGGGCACCCAAGGACAUGCUUUCCAGGCUGUGUGGUGACUGCCAGCACAGGGCAUCUCGGGCUGGGCUAGGCUGCGAGGACUUGCGCCUGUGGAAGACAACUCUGGGUUCCUGUUUUCUCUUUUUGCGGGUUUGCUGUGGUUGGCAGCUGCCGUACUCCAGGCCUGUCGCGGCCACUCAGACAAGGGCUGUGGUACGAGCCAGGGUGGACGAGCUGGGCUUGGGUUUGUGCCCUCUCCUGUGUCUGUUCUCCAGACCUACCCAGGCCUCCACCAUCAGGACCCCAUCUUUGGGUUUCAAAGACCAAGGAUGGGGAAGAGCAGGCACCAGCCUCUGCAGCAAUGGCUGUGGACACCAGCUGGGGGAGCCAGGGUCAGGCCCUUCCUCUCCCGGUUCCCCUCUGCUGUGGCUUCUGGGCUAUCAUGUCCCCACCACUUAAGGGUGUCUUUACACUGACUUCAGGAUAGAUGCUGGGAUGCCUGGGCACGGGACUGUCCCCACAUGUUAACGUGUACAGAACUCUGUCUACAGCACAAAUUAAGUUAUGAAAACACAGUGACUGGUAUUUAAUGCUGAUCUACGUUAGUAUUUUAUAUGACUUAGAGAUGCAUAUGUGAUAAAGGACACCCUCCCUCCAGUGUCCACAUCCAGUCCUGCCCCAGAGGGUUGGGCAGGUUGACGUAUUUAUUUUUGUCUCUUCUGUAGGCUUCCAUGUCCAGAAUCCUGCUUAGGGUUUUAGGGUGCCUUUGGUACCUUUUGCAAUAAAAAUAUUUCCCAUCCA
Messenger RNA from Cebus imitator (Panamanian white-faced capuchin), 1361 nucleotides. RefSeq lists its product as uncharacterized. Lineage: Eukaryota; Metazoa; Chordata; Mammalia; Primates; Cebidae. The record is from RefSeq and is a predicted model, not a curated record. The coding region runs from base 30 to 1019 and encodes 329 amino acids. The transcript has 2 exons.